Messenger RNA from Marasmius oreades (fairy-ring Marasmius), 342 nucleotides. RefSeq lists its product as uncharacterized. The record is from RefSeq and is a predicted model, not a curated record. The transcript has 2 exons. Lineage: Eukaryota; Fungi; Basidiomycota; Agaricomycetes; Agaricales; Marasmiaceae. Bases 1 to 342 code for a protein of 113 amino acids.
AUGGCUUUCCUUGGUGGGCGUGCUAGGGUCCCGCAACCCUACGAACCUCGAGAACCUUCAGAUGAACCUUUCGCUAGGAUGGAUCUGUUCGAGGAGGGAUGCACACUCCCUCCACUCCCGACUCGUGCCUACAUCGCUCACGGUUAUUGGAAAGGAGACGUGAACCGUACGUCUCCAAUGACCGACGUCCUCGAACUAACACCUCUUACACUGGAGGGUAGAAAGAUUGCCCCUAACCGGUCGCACCUAUCCUCAAACGGCUCGGGUUCGCUACCUAAACUCAAGCAUGGUCGCCUGGGGGGAGGGGGGAGGGGGAAAGGAGACCUGCUGGGAGUUACAUAG